Opisthorchis viverrini is the source of this 2153-nucleotide messenger RNA. RefSeq lists its product as hypothetical. Gene Ontology annotation, biological process: translational initiation. Gene Ontology annotation, cellular component: eukaryotic translation initiation factor 3 complex; cytoplasm. The transcript is spliced from 10 exons. Lineage: Eukaryota; Metazoa; Platyhelminthes; Trematoda; Opisthorchiida; Opisthorchiidae. Gene Ontology annotation, molecular function: translation initiation factor activity. Bases 1 to 2010 code for a protein of 669 amino acids. The record is from RefSeq and is a predicted model, not a curated record.
AUGCAGCAGUUGUGUCAGUUAGGUGACCUUAAAAUAGACCGGCUUUUUCGAAUCGGCACGAUGCUCACCAAUGAGUCACACUUGCCAGCCUUUGGUACCCUUAGUCUACAUGAAAAUCCAACAGGAUGGGGCCCAGUGGAAAUUCCGAAGGAGUACGAAAAUAUGCCGUAUCAACCAUUUGCUAAAGAUUUCCGGCUGGGGAGGGUUGCCGAUUGGUCAGGUAGCCUGUAUCAGGAUAUGAAAUCAAAAGGACGCUAUUUGUCGCAAUUUUCUGGUGCUCAGUACGCAUACAUACACGACGAAGACGAUACUAACUUCCAACUCGUGAGCACCGGACGUGAUCCGAAGUCUUCAGCUAUGCGUCCACGGUAUCGAUUUCCUAUGCGUGGCCGUCGUGUUGGUGGGCCAGGUGGUUAUAAUUAUCAAGGUACACGUGGAGGCUACAAUCAGCAGGGUUAUCCGAACCGCAAGAUGCGGAACAUGUCCGAUCGGGAACGAAUGAUGCAAGGCCAAAAUAGACGAUGGAACCCGUGGAAUCAACAGCUAGGCCCAGGUCAGCGACGACCCGGUGGUCAACAAGGAUGGAGAAAUCAAAACGCUUGGGGAGGAAAUCAAGACCGACGUCAACAACAUCGCGCGGUUCGAGACUCUGCUAUUCGGAUCAAGGACUCUUGGACCUUACAGGAGGAGCUGGACUUCACUAGGCUAUCCAAACUUGCUCUUCCUAAUGUUAAGGAACCGACAGACCUUGUGCAGUGCGGCGAGAUAGAAUACUACGACAAAAGCUACGACCGUGUUAACACGCGUAACGAGCGACCACUAGUUAGAGUCAAUCGUAUCCUCCACACCGUAUGCGCAACUGAGGAUCCUGUGAUUCGGCGUUUGGCUAAACAAAAUGUCGCUCGCGUGUACUGUACGGACGCAGUGGCCGCAAGCAUUAUGUGUUGCACCCGGUCGGUGAACCCCUGGGAAGUGAUCGUGAUCCGGGAGGAUGACGUACUCUUCUUCGACGAGCGAGACAAAACCGAGUUUGAUCUGGUCAGCGUGUGCGAAACGGCCGCAGAACCACCGACCGAAGAAUCGGGACACAUCAAUUCCGCCCGCUGUCUGACUUUGGAAGCGACCUUUAUCGACACGAAUCUUUCACAACAGAUUUUGCUCAGGGGUGGAAAGAAAUAUGCGUUCCCCGAACCUAAUCCUUUCGUCGACAACGAUGAGAAUGAGGAUGAGGAGGAUUCGGAUGAGAUGGGUGACAGUGACGAAGAAGCCAGACGGGCAAGGCGUCUCGAGAAAAAAAACGUGGAGCUCGCCUCCAUCGGCUAUCGGUAUCGCCUGUUCGAUCUUGGCAACCAAAUCGGCCUGGUGGUGCGGUGUGAGGUAACUGGUGCCCUGCCACCCACCAAUGCCGAUAGUGAACAGUCUGGUGAUGCGGCGGCCCCACCGCAGUUUGUAUACAUCCGUAGUCUGAAUGAGUUUGACUCUAGACUUUGUGGUGGUGUGGAUUGGCGCUCCAAAUUGGACACCCAACGAGGUGCUGUCCUAGCCUCAGAGAUCAAGAACAACGCAUUCAAGCUUGCCAAAUGGACAACCUGUAGCAUGCUAGCAGGGGCAGAUCAGCUCAAGCUAGGUUUUGUCUCGCGGGUUAAUCCCAAGGACUCAUCAGCCCACGUCAUUCUCGGGACGCAGCAGUUCAAACCGCAAGAGUUCGCAAUCCAGUUGAAUUUGAAUUUGGACAACGCCUGGGGUAUUCUACGGUGCGUGAUCGACUUCUUUUUGAAACUACCCGUAGGAAGGUACCUAAUGCUCAAAGAUCCCAACAAGCCAAUGUUGCGCAUCUUCACUCUCCCACCGGGCACGUUUGAUUCCACGGAGAGUGUGAACAGCGAUGCAGAAAGCGUUGCAAACGAUGCACAAAAAGCCGCAUCACUAACUCGUAUCCAAGAGACAGACGAAGCGGAGCACCAAGAGAAGCAGCAAACUGCAGAAUCGGUGGUCAACAAAGACGAAUAAGCCCCCGUCCCUGCUGACUCCUUUUUUUUCGCGUUUCCCUUGAUCACAACCGUAUUCCUUGAUUCCAAAUACAGUGGUUUUUUGGUGUUUAUAGUUUCCGUCUUUUCCUUCCACACACUCCGCUGAUAACACGUGGAAUUUCC